AUGUUGACGAAGCACCUCGCCUCUUGUCUCGCUCUGCUGCCACUACUCAGUGGACAGUCAGCUGCCGCCCCUGCGCCCUCCAAAUGCACCUUAGCAACCACCGAGACGUGGGAAGUACUCAAACCCUUGGUCGGCGGUCCUCGCCAGGAGCACGCCGCCGUGGCUCUCGGCGAUAGUAUCUACGUUGUCGCCGGCAUCGAACCCGACGCAAGCCAGCCGACCGGUGUCUCCACAAUCGACUCUGUGGAGGUGUACAACGUUCCCAAAGACGAGUGGUCCUUCGUCGCGCCCCUCCCAAUCCCUAUGAACCACGCCAAUGCCGCUGCGGCCAACGGCAAGAUCUACAUUCUCGGCGGACUCUCCGGCGGUGCGGCCUUCCGCGCGCUUCCAAACUGCUACGAGUAUGAUCCUGCGACCAACACGUGGACUGAGCUCCCUUCCAUGCCCAAUGGCACGGAGAGGGGCAGUUCCAUUCUUGGUGUCACUGGCGAUAGGAUUAUUGUUGCCGGCGGCAUCAGUCUGCUCGAGCUCGGAGAAGAUGGGCUCCAAGAGACUGUCGAUACUGUCUCGUCUUACAAUUUUAUCACAAAGGAAUGGGAGUCACUACCUAGUCUACCUGAAGGCCGCGAGCACGCCGGGGGUGGCGUCAUCGGAAACAACUUUUACGUCGUCGGCGGCCGAUUCCGCAGCCAGACGGCAGUCCGCGACACAGUUUACGUCCUCGACCUCAAGACGCUCAAGUGGAGCGAGCGAACGCGAAUGCCUACCCCUCGAGGCGGUGUCUCAGUGGCUAUUGUCGGGCAACGAAUCUACACCUUUGGGGGCGAAGGAAAUCUGGAUCCGGAGGCUGGUUUUGUAUUCAACGAAACGGAGGUGUACGACGCGCGCACCAACUCCUGGGAGAAGCUUCAGCCGAUGAACACCCCUCGUCACGGCAUGGCGGCUGUUGCGUACAAUGGAAGUGUCUACACGCCCGGUGGUGGCAUUCGCGACUUUGGCAUCGUUGAUAACAUGGAGGUUCUUCACCCCAACACAGUUAGCUGGUAG
This is a messenger RNA of Colletotrichum abscissum, 1047 nucleotides long. RefSeq lists its product as uncharacterized. NCBI's taxonomy places the organism in Eukaryota, Fungi, Ascomycota, Sordariomycetes, Glomerellales, Glomerellaceae. Gene Ontology annotation, molecular function: protein binding. The transcript has a single exon. Bases 1 to 1047 code for a protein of 348 amino acids. The record is from RefSeq and is a predicted model, not a curated record.